AUCGAGUUUGAUGUAAAACUUUUCCGUCCUUUUCCCUUUCUUCAUGCUGCUUCAUGGUUAAUGUAUUUGAUGUUUUAGAUGCUUACUUUAGGUUAUUUUUCAGGUUUGAGGGGAUUCCUGUGUUUUUGAUUGUUCAGUCAUGGAAAUGGGGGGUAAGGGAGGUGAAAUAAUUUUAAAAGAUGGUGCUAAUUUUAUAGAUGAAAGACAUGAUGAGGAUGGAGCUAAUGAUAGAGCUAUGGGAGAAAAUGAAGCAUCUCAGAGUAUCACAGCUGACACUGUCGAUGAAGGGAAAAUCGAUCAGACUAAAGAACUGGUUAUUCAUGAUGAAGAUGAUAGUGUGGGAAAAAUGGACAAGGCUGAACUUGAUGUUCAGGGAGUGAUCGGAGGAGAUGAUGGAAUCCCUCGGGUGGGGAUGGUGUUCAACUCUUAUGGAGAAGCUGUUACAUUCUAUAAACGAUAUGCAAUGCGUGUUGGAUUUGGUGUUACUAUAAAAAAGUCAUCAUUUACAACAUAUGGACUUUGUCGAAGGCUUGUACUUGUGUGCAGUAAGGAGGGAAAGGCACAGACAAAAGCAUGCUACCAUCAAUCGAGGCCAUCAAUGAAGACAAACUGUGAAGCUGCAUUUAUCGCUAAGUUAUGGGGUGACGGGUUGUUGCAUGUAGUGGAAGCUAAACUUGAACACAAUCAUGAACUUAAUCCAUCAGAAGCCCACCUCUACAGAUGCUAUAAGAAUAUGUCCAGUGGUGCUACCAAAGAUCUUGCUGUGCGAGCUGCUGGACGUGAGCACUUACCAUAUGUUGGUAUGGAAUUCUUAAACUCUAUUGAAGAGGGACAGUUGAAGCUCUCUGAAGGUGACAAGGAAGCUCUACAUGAAUUUUUUUCACGGAUGCAGACCAAGAACCCAAGCUUCUUUUACUUGCUGGAUUUAGAUAUGGAAGGCAAUCUAAGGAAUGUGUUCUGGGCUGAUUCUAGGUCGAGAUCAGCAUAUCAGUAUUAUGGUGAUGUUGUUUACUUUGAUUCAACUUAUUUAAGAAAUAAGUACAACAUUCCCCUUGUCUUAUUUGUUGGAUCAAACAGUCACGGUCAGUUGGUGUUGUUAGGUUGUGGUUUGCUUGCAGAUGAAACUCCUGGAAACUACUUGUGGUUAUUUAAGGCAUGGUUGACAUGUAUGUUAGAGCGCGCUCCAAAUGUAAUAAUCACUGAUCAGUCCAAGGAAAUUCAAGAUGUUGUUGCUAAAGUUUUACCAGAAGCACGUCAUCGGAUGUGCUUGUCAGAUAUAACUGGAAGUAUUCCAGAGAAAUUGAGGGAUCAUACAGAGUGGAAGACAAUUCAUAAAGCCAUGAAUGAAGUAAUAUAUGGUUCUUUAAAAGUUGAUGAAUUUGAAGAAGGCUGGAGGAAUCUGACUAAAACAUAUGGGCUUGAAGGUAACGAAUGGCUAAAUUUGUUAUAUGAAAAUCGGAAACUUUGGGCCCCUGUUUAUCUGAAGGACAUGUUUUGGGCAGGGUUGUCCACUGCACUACUGGAAGACAGUGUAAGACCCUUUUUUGAAGAGCUCAUAUAUCCAGAAACUUCUUUACAGAACUUUUUAGAAAAUUACGAAAUGGUUUUACGAACUAAGUAUGAGUUAGAGGCUAAAGCAGAUUUUGACUCAUUCCACAAUAGCCGGCUUACCGGAUCCGAAUCUCAUAUGGAGCAGCAGCUUUCCAAGAUUUAUACGCUUAGCAUGUUUGAAAAGUUUCAGCAUGAGCUAAAGGCAACUAUCUAUUGUCAGGUUUCACUACUAAAGGUAGAUGGAUCAAUCUCUACAUUUGAGGUGAGGGAGUGCACUUAUACAGGAGGUGAUGAAAGAAACCAUGACAAGUAUUAUGAGGUAUUGUAUCAUGUCGGUGAAUUUGAGGUUCAAUGUAUUUGUGGUUUCUUCCAAUUUACAGGAAUAUUAUGCAGACAUGCAUUAUCAGUUUUCAGUUUGCAACAAGUCUAUGAAGUUCCAUCGCAGUACAUCCUCAAUCGUUGGAGAAAGGAUUUCAAACUGUUGUAUGCUUUGGAAUGUUCCUCGAAAGAUAUUUAUGGCAAUAAACAUAUUGAGCAAUAUGAUUCUCUCUCCAAGCAUUGCCUUCGACUUGUUGAAGUUGGCAUGGUGUCUGAUGAGAAGUACCAGCUUGCGUUGAAGUUAGUUAGAGAAGUAGAAAGAUCUCUGUUAGAUGAGAACAUAUUUCAAGAUUUGCAUAGUAGGCUUGUGUCAUCUGUAACUAGGUUGACUGGAAGUGAUGAGAAUCAUGCAGCAUCGCAGGUGGGUAUUGUAGAUGGUGAUAAGACCCCCAGUUCUGUUCCAGCUAAGCGAAGGGGCCGCCCUCCCAAAAAAAGAAAAGAGCCUGAAAUAGAACCACUAAACGGGUCAAAUGGCAAAACGGACUCCUUAAGGGCAUCAGCUGAUGGGAAUCAGAGCAAUAUGUUUCAAUCUUCAUCGACUGCUUCACAUUUUGGCACUCAUGAUAGGACGCAUGGAGUGAUUGAUAUAAUGGAAGAAGUUAACCAAAAUGACUUAGCGUUUAGCAGCCAUUAUGGACUACAAAGUAACCACCAGCAUCAUCUUGGCAACCCGAUGCAGUCUGGCACUACAUUGCAGAGCCAUUUUGGACAGCAAGCUCUUGGAAGUCAAUCAAGAAUGCAAUGGAUUUGUCAACAAAUGCUACAGGAAGAUCAGACACCAUUUGGCCGGAGGACAGGGUAGGAACACUACCACUUAUCUCGAUUUAACCUCAGUGUGUUCAAGCAACUUUCCUUGAUCUUGUGGCAGUAUAUAUGCUAGGAGCUUGUGUCAGGUUAUCUAUAUUGGUAUGGUUUGGUUUCUUGCACUGGGAGAAUUCAAGUGCCAAUGGGGCAUGUUGGUGGUCAUACAUGGCAAUGAAGCCUAUGAGUAACUGGGAAUGGUCAGGAUUUUGACAUUGGUUUCGACUAGAUUUUGUGCCAGCCAAGCUCCCUAUGCUAUAGAAGAUGACGGGGUUGUGGUCCAAAAAUCAGAUUGUCUAUGACCUAACUGUGGAUUUUUUAUAUCCAAUUGUAAUGAAAAAUGAGAAGUGGGUUGUUGGAAUUCCUGGAAGCAUGCUGUUUGGAGCUUUUGCCCUAAUUGUUGGUAUCAUACAAUUCAAUCAGAUAAGAUUUUGUACUCUUAAUGGAUUUCUUAUUGAUUGAUUUGCAUGUACAGUACUCAUACACAUCUUUCAUUCUUC
Musa acuminata subsp. malaccensis (wild Malaysian banana) is the source of this 3230-nucleotide messenger RNA. NCBI's taxonomy places the organism in Eukaryota, Viridiplantae, Streptophyta, Magnoliopsida, Zingiberales, Musaceae. The record is from RefSeq and is a predicted model, not a curated record.